GUUUAAGUACUAGUUGAAUGUGAAUAAAUAAACUCAAUUUACAGCAUUCCAGCUACAAACAUAUCUGAACAAGAGCCUUUCAUCGAGUUUCCGCGAAAUAGUAUGAUUUAAUUACACUUCCCAUCCAACCAGCCGGAACAGAACACCAAGAUUGUCCACUGUGCUUCGAAAAGGCUCUUGAAACCGAAUGAAAAACUGUUUGUAAUUUGUUAUAAACAAAAUAAUUUUCCUGUGUCAUGACUGCGCGAUGUUGCCGUGGCUGAGGUCCCUUCAGUGCACCACUACGACCCGCACCAGCUCCACGUUUUCCGUCACAGUUUUCUACCGAGAAAAAAAUAACACAAGAAAAUCCACGGUUGCGUUCGGUUGUGACGUGAUGCAAUCCUUCACGCGCCGUGGACCACUUCAGUCAUGAGGCGGAUCCCUUGGAUGAAUUCCGCCGUCGGCGGUGCCUCCAAAUUCGGAACGAUACGGAAAAGCUGCAAAGCGCACGCGUCCUUCCAACCCUCCCACGUGGGAAAUGCGAAACCACGCGCCGUCUCGCUUGCCCUGCUGGCUGGCAGAAUGGACGGGCGCUAGGUGGUUGCACUCCGUGAUUCAGUAGGUGCAGCACGGUUUUUCCUGCAAGAGGAAUUCAUUCACCAACACAGGCGCUCGGUUGUAACAGGACCGGACGAAGUCUGCAAGUCCCUUUGCAGAACCACGGGGUAGGACAGUGUGAGUGCGCACGCACACAGCCACCCGCCCAGAGUGCACGGUAUACCCGUGUUCCACCGGUUCGGUGGAAAUUCCGUCGUCAGUACGUUGUAAACCCAGUGAAGGUAAAGAUGAGUUUUCACCGUGGUCCCGCCGUUGAGUCGGUCCUCCUGUGAACCUGUGCAGUGCAGUUGAGUGAGUGUGGCGUUCCCAGCCAAAAGUUUCCACCAACAAAGUUUUCAGCGGCAAAGUUUCCUUCGAGAAGUUGGAAAAACUUUCGACUUUGGGUGGCAAAACUGCACACAACCCCGAAAAGUUUUUCAAAAACUCGCCAAAACUUUUCGCCAACCCACAGAGCGAGUUCCGCGAGGGAAAAGUUUGACAAAUAUAGCACCCGCAGUUUCCGAGUGAAGUGGGGUAAAAGUUUGGUGCCGGUGCAGAAGAGAAAGAGCGAGUGAGUGGCUCCAGGCAUAAUAGCGGCAAGUAAAAAAGACAAUUAUUUUUGGCUGCCCGCCAUCGACAGCGGCAUUGAAGUCUGCGAAGACGACGACGUGCAAUAAUCUUGCGGGGAGUUGUUUUGGGGCCAGCAAUUAAGGGAACGGAAAGUUUUCAAGUUAACGACGGCUGCAUACCACCUUCGAACGGUUAAAGGCUGGGUGGAAAAGUUACGACUGCUGGUAGAUUUCCACGCGGAAAAUCAUCGAUUGAGCGAGCGUGAGAUACCUGACCGCGAGAAUUUCAUUAAUUGUAAAAUAGUGGUCUAAAGAAGACAAAUAAAACUACUGCAAAAUGUUUACUAAAAAGUUAUGAACAAAAUAUUUGACUGGAACCAGUUACGCGAGAAAAGUAGCCCUAUUGUAAAUUCAAUAAGGAAAACCAUCGUUCGGUGUUUGGAGUGAUACUGCGUGAAGAAUAUGAUUCUUUAGUGUGGAAACAACGAGCGCGGGAAAGCUGCAAUAGAGUGAAAAAGUGAAUAAAGUGGAUACGUGAUAGUUUAGGACAGUUUGCAAUUAAGAUCUUACUGGUUUAACGACAGCUGUUAGUGUUAGAAGAAAUCACCAACAAUACACAAUACAACAAGUGCAAUAUUUAUACGAUCUCUACCUAAUAUCACCAAUUAAUCGUAAGAGUGUUACGUUACUGUGUAUUUCUAAGUGUUAUCCCACGUUCAGUGCUACCUACAUAAGUCAAAAUGAUUGAUAACAGUUACUCCUACGUCACGCGCGACAACCUGCGCUACACAGAUCUCAACGAUGGGCGCUCCUAUGCUCAGAUGAGUACACUCUCAUCACCGCCCUCUAUGGGCAAUCGACUGGGCGAAUACGACACAACGGCAUCACAUUUGACUAAUCAUAGACCAUACGAACCCGCUCCGCAAACGGCUUUCGAAAGAUACGACACCAGUUACCCUCCUCAACGUAGCAAUCUCUAUUCCUCUUACGGAUACUCGCAAUCUAUCUUAGACGAAGAACAGAAAUACAUUUCGGCAGAACCUCCUGCUCCUCCAGAAAUUCAACCAAGUCAACAUCAUUUAGGCUUACCCACUGGUCCGACAGAUCGGCUUCAUCCCAUGAUGAAAGUUGAAAUGGAUGAAAGUGCCGGUCCCAUCUACCCUAGACCCAUGUACCAUUACGACCCUACGUGUGGAACAAUGCCUCCCGGAUUCUCAGCCAUCAACCUGAGCGUCAAAGAAGCUAGCCCUCCAAUUCCUUACAAAACCAGCGGUACUCCUUCCCCCAAUCCCAUCAGCCGAAAACCUGAUGACCCAAGAACGAAUAAGAUUUCAUCCACUAGUCCCGAACCUGGUGCAAGUCCUCAGCAGCGCAGCAGUCCCCAAGCCAGCCUUGACUUGAGCUCCAACCAUAGCGGUGGAACGAGUCCGCACUUCGCCAGAAACUCCACCACAGGUCCAUCGAACGGAAGCAACCCCGCCUCGAAUCCAACCACUGCGAACAACAACAACAACCCAAACACCGCCAACAACAACCCCGUGUAUACGAACGAAGUUCCGGAAUCGCGCAACAACUCGGACGUCAACCAGACCGAAUUCAACGGCGGCAACAGCGAACGACCACUGGGCAUCGGGUUCGCGAGGCCGCAACCUCCUUCGGCGUCCUACAGCCGCGAGUCCACGCCGGACAGUGGUGGGUCGUACUACGCGGACACCUAUCGCGACACCAGCGGUGAGUGCAACGUGCCACCGUCUUCCUCCUCGUCGGCAGCGGCGGCUACGGAUCGCAGCCAGAGCUUUUUCUCUAGCGAGAAUCUUUCUCCGUACUCUGCAGGCUACAGUCCGCACGCCAGCUACGGCAUGGUGGUGCAGCCGGAUUAUACCAACGGCUAUCCGGGAUACGCGCCGAAUGCGUACCAGUACAGCGGCCCGUACGCGAGUUCGCUCGGUUCGGGCGUUUAUCCACCGUCGGUAGCUUCGGGUUACCCGCCGAGCUCGGGUUCUAGCUUCGUGACACCACCGGCGCUGGGGCAGCACCUUUCGUCGCAUGACAAUCUGCUGAAAGCUGGACUAACCGGGUAUCAACGACUGGAUCGACCACAAUUCCCCUCCCAAUCGCAAGAACUGAAAUGUCCAACGCCAGGAUGUGACGGCUCUGGACACGCAACUGGCAACUACAGCUCACACCGAAGUCUCUCCGGAUGCCCGCGGGCCUCAAAACCCAAAAGUAAACCACGUGACGGCCAGGAAUCGGAACCGCUAAGCAGAUGCCCCAUUCCGGGUUGCGAUGGAUCCGGUCACUCCACGGGCAAAUUCCUGUCACACCGAAGUGCGUCCGGCUGCCCGAUAGCGUUGCGCAACAAGAUGCAUAUCCUGGAGAGUGGCGGCACCAUCGAGCAAGCGAAGGCAGCGAUGGCCCAAGCCGCAGCCGGUAAGUUCGAACCAUUCCAGUGUCAGACACCGGGUUGCGACGGAAACGGCCACAUCGAUGGUACAUUUAGUACCCAUCGUACGACGGCCAGUUGCCCGACGGCCCAAGCUACCGCCGCCGGCCAGCAGGCAAACAAGAAGCCACGCUACAGCGACGAGGUCCUUAUGAACUCGACCUCGGCGGCAGCGAAAUCUUUCAACGACCUGGCAACGAAUUAUAACCCGACAAAGAAUGGCCUGCUUGGCACUAGCGGAGGAUCGGCCAUCGCAACGGGACCGUCCCUUGGGGGUGUCCUCGGAAGCGUCUCUUCGGAUGACCAUCACCCGAAGAGCAGUCACCCGUCGGAUUCGGGCUCGGUACCCGGUUCCGGUGGGAUCGGGUCGCUUCCGGGAUCAAUCGGCGGAAAUCCGGCACAGUCCCAGUCGCAAACCAAUGCCGGACCCGGCGGUAACGAAGACAUUCUCACCUUGGACGAGGAGAUCAGUGAGCUCAAGCGAGAAAAUGCCCGCGUCGAGCUGCAGAUGCUGCGACUGAAAUCGAACAUCAACGCGAUGGAAUCGCAGCUGAACAACAACGAGCCGAAGCUCCUCGAGAUCGGAACUCGGGGGAUCACAUGAAAUUUCCUGACCUGUUAGAGCUUUUUAGUUUCCGCAUGAAUGGGAUUGUGAAUGUGUGGGGCUCGGCGUGAGAGAGGAAAGUGAAUGUGAAAAAAAUGAACAAUUUGAACUGUAUACUAAAUGACAGCCGAACAUCGAUUGAUCAGUAGUUGUGGACCGUGAGAACGUUCGGUUUGAGUUCGGUGGACGAAGUUAUAACGAUUACAUCUUAAACCAUUACAAAACACACAGAAACAAUGAAGAGAAGUGAACCUAGUUGAAAUGUGCUAUACGAACUCAUUUUAAUUAUAAAUAUAUGAAAAUGAAACAGGCAACACAGAAGACAGAGAAGCAACAAAAUAUUACCGGAAACCAUUGAAAUGCUACUAUUUUAAGUACGUCGUAAAUUGGUGGAAUAAAUUCGUGGAAGUCAGCGAACUGUAAGGAUAAUUGUGAAGAAAAUAAAUCUCCAAUAAGAAUCCAAAGCAGCAAACACAUUAGCAAAAUUGUAAAAAGUCAUUAUUGUAUGUAACCCAGUUAUGAAUUUUAAUAACGAUAAUAAAAAUUACAUAUUUGUGAUACUAA
Messenger RNA from Aedes albopictus (Asian tiger mosquito), 4759 nucleotides. RefSeq names its product myelin transcription factor 1-like. The record is from RefSeq and is a predicted model, not a curated record. Lineage: Eukaryota; Metazoa; Arthropoda; Insecta; Diptera; Culicidae. The transcript is spliced from 7 exons. Gene Ontology annotation, molecular function: DNA-binding transcription factor activity, RNA polymerase II-specific; RNA polymerase II cis-regulatory region sequence-specific DNA binding; zinc ion binding. Bases 1889 to 4195 code for a protein of 768 amino acids. Gene Ontology annotation, cellular component: nucleus. Gene Ontology annotation, biological process: regulation of transcription by RNA polymerase II.